Molecule: messenger RNA, 6475 nt
Organism: Bursaphelenchus xylophilus (pine wood nematode)
Lineage: Eukaryota; Metazoa; Nematoda; Chromadorea; Rhabditida; Aphelenchoididae
Source: the annotation of a GenBank genome assembly
AUGGCCUCAAACUGUUGUUAUUUGUGCAACGAAUGCCCCAACAGUUUCGCAACACUGGCCGAUCUCGAAGAUCACUUGCUCGACCAUCGCCGCAGCAAAACAGUCGACUUUGAGGUGAGUCAUGAGACAUCUCUCCAACUCCUUGCAUCUCUUUUCUUUGUCUUCAUUGAUUGAGUUUGAGGCGUACUUUGUGAGGCCACACUUUGGGGCCAUUAAGGAGUCAAGGAGCUGGUUGCUCGCUGCACUAAGCAGCUGACUUUGGACUUCGAAUAGGGUGGGGUUUGAUGGCGUAUAUGGAAGCUUGAAGUUGCAGUAGGCCUGGUAGUUGGCUGAGGUUUAAGCAUGUCUUUUUUGGCGGUAGAAACAGCCCUUUUUUUGGAGGGUCCAAAAACUCGUGGUAAAUGGGGACCAAGGCGAUUUUUUUAAAUUUUUUCCGAUUUUUUUUGUUUUCAAAUUUACGUAAAGUGCUCAUAGGAUAUUUUCAAGACUUCUUGAGGAAUUUUUAACCAUUUUCCAUCUGCUUUUUACUAGCUACUCACCAAAUUCAAUCAAAAAAAAAUUCCCAAUCCCCCCUUACUCUACCGCACCCAUGCCUUUGUUGAUCUUCCCUUCCAUGCCUUGUUGACGCCCUCAGCACGUUUUGGAUUCAAGACCCUCGAACGCGCGUUUGCUGGGCCAACAAACACGGCCAAGCCACUCGCUUGACCUCAAAAACAUUUGUUAUUUGCAGAAAUUUGCGACGAUUCGCUUCCGCUGUUUGAAGUGACUCAGCAGGGGCUUGUGGUCUGCAUAGGAAUGCAGGGAAAAUUGAAUUGAGAUGCUGGAGAUUUAGGGGUAUUAAUCGUCUCAAAAUUUUGUGAUUUUUAGGGCCUUAGAAGGCGUUAAGUUAUCAUUUUUCGAAAAUUUUAUAGAAAUUAUUUGCGAGUUUGCCAAUUUUUGCCUAUAAAUUUCUUCAUACAGCCCUAUGGUUCAAAACACUUUGCUCUCCCCUUAUUUUUGCAUAUUCAAAUCCCUCGGAUGGACGCGGAUUUGCGGCCCAUUAAACGGCUACUUUACACCGCAGAACCCGCCGCUGAUCAACAAGGUAAAACCGCAAGCCGAACAGGCGUCAAGACCGGGCGUCUUGGCCCACCGCCACUGAAAAACAACAGAUCGCGCUUUAAAACGCGCUGACUCCAGGUGACACGGGGUCAGCGAACCCCCAAAGUUUUUGACGUUGUUUUUGCGUUCGCCUCCGAAAACAUGCGGCCCGAGGGCUCGACUUGACCCCCGAGAACGCACUGGAAAAGAGCUCCGAGUUUGAAAUGAGAAACAGCGGGAUUGCGAACAGACUAAAGGGCAUUUUAGGCCGUUCGUAAAGUCGCUGAAAUGAGUGUUAGCGGACGCGCUAGGGAACCAAUAAUAUCAUACAAAGUUUGUGCACGAAAUUUAGGUGUGUGAUAUACAUACAGGGUGAUUCAAAAAAAUGGACAUUUUCUUCGAUUUUUCUUGGCUUGGGAACCUUGAUCGGAAAAAGGUACCCAUGGCAUGAAACUACUACGUUAUGUGAACACACUCACUGCAAAAAUUGUUUGCUAGCUGCAGAAGUUGCGGAGAUAUGGUUGCUUGAAGUUGCCGGGUCAGCGCACCCAUUCCCGCGGGGAAAUUUGAAAAGUUUUUGCUCCUAAAUGUCCUAAUUCUCUAACAGAGACCUGCUGAGCGGCCUGAAUGAAACACAGACAUCUUUUCUCUAGGAUCUUAUAAGGAUUUAUCCUCAAAAAGUAUGCCAAGAGGGGAUCGCGGCACUGUUUCUGGCCUUAAUAUGAUUUCCAGCCCUAAAAAACAGUCUAGGAACAAAUCCAGAAGCGCUGUAGAAUCUAGCCCUACAAAAUAUGACGUGUCAAAAUUUCGUAAAUUUAAAGAUUUUUUGAGUGAAAGAUUGACAUGUUGUCUGAGCCUAGAGUUCAUUACGAAUAAGUAAUUUUUCCAAGCCGGAUCUGCAGAGACAUAGUUAAAAAAUGUUUUUUCGAGCUAUGUCACCAACUGUAGGUCCCCAUUUUUUGAGUUCUGUCGGUUGCAAGGAUUGCUGAAUACUUAUACUAAAGUAAAUAUCUGAUCUGUCGCUUCCAAAACGCGAUCUAACAAGGGAAGUAGUCCCAAGUGCGAGGCUCAGAUUUUCUCUAAACUUUGCACACACAUCAGGCAUAGACUAGAUAUCAAUUCGUGAAAGUUUUAGCUCGCACUUUGCAGGCGCCGCCGAGAUAUUGAACAAUCGUCAGAGAGAAAAACUCUUUUUGGCCAUAGCUUUGCAUAUUUCGUGCGGAAAAACUUGAUUUUUUGUGGAAAAAUUACCCUCUUUGGUAGAAAUAACUAUGAAACUUUUCGUGCCAAAUUUCGCCAAAAAUUGUCAAAUUUGACUUUCAAUGAGACUUUCAAUUUAAAAUUUUUCGGUUGUUUCUGCAAAGCGCGAGCUAGGAUUCUCGCAUAUAUCCAAGAAAAAGUUAUUUUAAAUUUGUGCCAAUUUUCAUCAAAAUCUGAGCGUCGCACUUGGGGUACUUCCCUUGUAAGAUCCUUAAGGAUAUCUAGUAAAAUAUUGGGGUAGUGCGGGUCGCAGGCACAUUUCCUGCAGCUUUGUUAUACACGGUUUAAAAGGGCAAUUUCUGAACUUCAAAACUGUAUGUCCAGCAUAUCUUGUAAUGCGUUACAAAGCUCACAGGAAUUCGCACAAAUCGACGACCCCAAAAUACACAAGACUUAUGGGACAGCCUAAUGUAUGGCGUAGGAAAUUCGCACGUUGCAUUCAAGUCGUAAGACUUGGAGAUCAAACCUCGUAAAUCAACGAUGUUUAUCCAAGAAUUUCGAAAGUUUCAGAGUUACAAUUCCUCCAGCUCUCGACACCAUACAUAAGAUAAUUUCCCCCCGUCCCACACACCCUGUUUACCCGGGGUUUCCGCUUGUUUACAGCUAAUGUGCGCGCCCCUACCGUUCGCCGCGGCCGACUGUUUGCUUAAACUUUUGUGUUUGACUGGGGUCACGCGUCAAAACAAGUCUCUUCGCCGUCGUCUUGGCCCAUCCUUUCACUGCAUUCGAGAGGAGGGCCCCCCCAAACAAAGUCAGCGGGAUCUCCGCCAUUCACACUCGGGAUAUAUUGUUGUUGCGCUAAUGGGGAAGUCAGCGGGUUUGGGGUUGUGUAAUCGCUAAUUUGGGUGGGGCUAUGAUAUGGGUGUGUUGCGUUAAUGAGCUGAGCAGCCCCUUAAAUGCUAGUAUGUUUGAAUGCAAGAUGACAUAUGUUGUCAAUCUCAAAAAUUCAUGCUUUUUUCUUUAUCGCACUUUUACUGUACUCUCGCUACAUCACUUCUAGAACCUAUCUCUUUCUCAUAAAGCUGAUUAAUCUCGGCCCAUCAAGUUGGUCGAAGUUCAUGCAAGUUGAGACAAUAAAAGCGGCGCUGCGAUCAAAAGGGACGAGGGAGGCCGUGAUUGUCACCGAACCCUUCGACCUCCCAGGCGUUUUUUAUGUGUUCUUGGGACCACAUUUUGCCAAUAACGUAUGUUAUAAAAGGCGGCCUGAGAUGAGGGAGGGCUGGAAAAAACUUGUCUUGAAGAUGUUUUUGCCCUACGGCCUCUUCAGGGUAUCUUUUCCAGCGUCCCACGCCAUGAAUUUGUCGGUAAUUUUCUUCGUAGAAACGAUGAUUUGAAGCCAUUCCCUUGAUAAAGUUGACAAUCCUGUUAUCGGACCCCUUUCUCAUGACUACUCAUCUGAUAACCCCCCAAAUUCCCAUAAAAGGCCGUCAGAAUCGCGGCUACCAUAACCCGUACGGUCUGAGUCACAAAAAUUCGCGAUAAAACGGAAUUCCGCCCGAAAUAGCCGCUGAUUAUUAAUCAUGCAUGGUCAUGUUUCUUAUCUCAUUACCCGGCCCGGAAGGAACAGUUGGAAGAGAACGGCCUGGCACCGACCGGCCGCUCUCUCCCGUGGCUCAUCGCUUGGCCAUUCGAUCGGGCCACGCCCCCCGGGAGUCCUCGAGAUCGCCCCGCCGAGGGGUGGGAUUUCUCGGCGGAUCAGCGGUGGGGGGCUUUGGCAUGUUUCCACAGUCGGAACGGAUGGGGCGAACGCCAAGUGCCGCGGGCGAUUUGUUUCGCUGCUCCGCAAUUAUUGGGGGGUUUUCUUGAUUCGUCAAUUGUUUUGCGAAUUUUGCGGGUGCAUUCGAAGAAAUUGUAUGACCAUUUCGCGCAUGAUUCAUUUACUCUUCGCCCAGCCCAAAUAUCCUUGCCCUUUUAGCGACUCAACUAAAAUACAGUAGCCUAUAAGGCCGUCUAAUCACAUUGCUCCUUCUAUCGUCUUUUCUGAUCAGAAUUCGGAUCAGUCUUCCUCUCCCAACAUGUUAACCAUGUUGAACUACCUUCAGCCCAUGGAGGACCAGAUGGUGAUGGAGUCGAGCGCCUCGCCCACGUCCAGCAUCUCCACCAACUUCGAGGAGCUCCUCAAGUCCAACGACGUGUCCUGUCGCCUCUGUUCGCGGCAGUUCGCCGACCGCGACCAGCUGAAUGUGCACUACACUCACACGCAUCGCGACAAACCCCAGUACGAGUGCGACAUUUGUCAUCUGGUGUUUUCGGUGAAACGCGAACUCUCCACCCACUUGCGCAUUCACAGCGGCGAGCAGCCGCACAAGUGCGACAAGUGCGGCAAGGAGUUUGGGACGCGCCAACUCCUGAAGAAGCACAAUAUGUGGCACACCGGCGAACGAUCUCAUGUCUGCGACCAUUGCGGCAAGGCCUUCUUUCAGGUAGGAAUUUUACUGCCUUCAUAUUGGUUUGUCGGGAAAAUAAUAAGCACGUCGCAAAUCGCAAUAGAAAAUGAAUUGUGUCGCGGCAAAAUCAAGUUGCUUUUCGCUUCAGCGACCUGAUUGGCGCAGCGAAAUUGUCCUCAAUAUUUUCCCGACGGACUAAAAAAACUUUGAUAAAAAUUUCAAGCACUCUUAGAGGCAUGCAUCAAAAUUUGAUGACUUUAAUUUAUCGCUCUCUUUUGAGUUUUUUCGCUUUGUUUUUUCGAAGAUAAGUGGUUUAAAAACACCCGGUUUCUUCAUGUUAUUUGUCUUGUCGCCCGCUAUUUUUGUCAAAUGAGUCAGGUCUGAACACAUGAAUCAUCCUCAUUUUGUAGCAGGGAAUAUUCGAAAUUCAAUGAAUCAAGGGGAACGGAAACAGUAAGAGUGAUAAAUCAAGCCAUAAACGGGAAAAACAAGUCUUUUUUCUAUCGUAUAUACUAUAUAGACUUGAUUUUAACUAUGUAUCAGUCUGUCGGAAAAAUAACGAGCUCUCUGUCGUAUCGAAAAUCGUAUCGCCAAAUGAAUCGUAUCUCGGCAAAAUCAAAUUUUUUUCACUUUUGCGAUCGACAUUGUGCUCAUUAUUUCCCCGACAAACUGUGUGGGCUUUAGGGAAGUGCUUGCACUUCCGGGGGAAUCCUUGAAAUUGAGAACAGUCUAGACCAAUUAAACCCGCACUUUCAGAAAGGGCAUCUGACGCAGCACCUCAUGAUCCACAAGGGCGGACGCCCGCACAAGUGCGACCUGUGCGAGAAGACGUUCAUCUUCAAGUUCGACCUGAACCGGCACAUGAAAAUCCACCUGGAGCGGGGGCACAGUUGUCGCGCCUGUCAGAAGUCCUUCUCCUCCAGCGUCGAGCUCGACACGCACAACUGCAAGAAGGUGCGCAGCCCGAAGCGCGAGCUCCCCUCCACGCCGCUCAGCGACUUCUCCGGCUCCUCGCCAUUCACGUCGGCGCAGCAGAGCCCCAUCGCGCCGCGAUUGGAGAACAACUUCGGCGCCAUGAACCCCAUCAACUCGUCCAAUGAGCUGGCGAAUCAAUACCAAAUGGCGAAGCUGGCCCAGCUGUUGCUCGCACAACAGCAGCAGCGCGCGUUGGCGACGAAACAGGCGGACCUGCAGAAACUUCAAUUCCAGCUGCUUCUUCAACAACAGCAACAGUUUGGAUGCAAUCUUUGCGGGCAGCAGUUCGAUAAUCAACAGAGUUAUCUGUUGCAUUGUCAGCUGCAACAUUUGAUGGGCAAUGAGGAGGAGCUCCAGCUGAGCGGUCUGAAAACCGAGACGAUUCAUGAGAGUGGAGCGAGCUCUUCGUGUGCCUCUAGGUGAGGGAUUUUUCAGCGGUCUAGACUUUUUUUAGAGCAGUAAAAUUCAUAUAUUAUACCAUAGAAGGCCUUUUGAAAGACAUAAUUACUUUAUUAGCCAUAGUUUUGCAUUUACUAUAAAUUACACAUAUAUCUAAUCCAUCCCAUUUCAGUCCCCAAAAAGCCUCGCCCAUCUCCAUGACCGUCGCCGACCACGACCACCAACACCAACUGGGCUGCGAUGGCUGCGUGGAGAUGAAAUCCAAGUGCUAUUCACUCGAAAAGGACCUCAACGACGCGCAGACGGAGGUGGCUCGGCUGAAAGAGCUGAUCACUCGUCUCGGCCCCUAUUUGGCCAUGAUCAACUCGAAUUAA